AAUUUCAACAUUAGAAACUAAAAGUAGAAUUGAAUGUGCAGAGAAAUGUUCAAGUUUAGAAACAUGUGGGUUUUAUUCAAUCCAUAAAAUAGGAGUGAGACAAUGGAAUUGUGAGUUGAUAUCAAACACAAACUUGGCAAUUUCUUCUAUAAAUACAAGUAUCAAGUACUUUAUCAAGUUAGCCGAAGGAAUAAAUAUCCAAACAACAGAUGCACCAACCACAUCAGCAACAACAGUAGUACAAACAACAGCUGUUCCAACAACAGCUGUACCAACAACUGUUCCAACAACAGCUGUACCAACAACUGUUCCAACAACAGCUGCACCAACAACUGUUCCAACAACAGCUGCACCAACAACUGUUCCAACAACAGCUGCACCAACAACUGUUCCAACAACAGCAGCACCAACAACUGUUCGAACAACAGCUGCACCAACAACUGUUCCAACAACAGCUGCACCAACAACUGUUCCAACAACAGCUGCACCAACAACAACAGCAGAGCCAACAAAUCCUCCUUUGGAUUGCAGUGCAGGGACAACAGUGAAUGUGGUUUCAGCAGAAUAUAUUUCUAAUGAAUUAUGGAUUCAAAAUGGUAACAAUCAAUGGUACAAGGCCACUCCUAAUCCCACAACAGGCGCUGUUGCAUCCUGGGCAUUUAAUUUGGAAAAUACUGGGUACCAGCUAGAUAUAUAUAUGAUGAUGGACUGGAAUAUGGAUUUCACAUACGCAUCUAAUGGGGACUAUGAGAUUCAUUUCGAAUCAGGAGCUGCAGCCUCUGCUAAAAUUCACUGCAGUAAUGCAGGUUGGUCUUUUGAUGGUGCUGGUAAUAAGUGUCCAGGUUCAUUCCCAAUGAGUGUUGACUCAUUUUUCAACAAGGGCAAUCUGGGUAUUCCUACAGGAGUCCAAGCCGGCACAUUUCACCAGGACACCACACAUAAUAUACUAUACUUGUUCAAAGAUGAUUGGGUUUAUGAAUCCAGGGCAGCAAUUGGUUCAACUGGGAUAAGCGUAUUUGAUCUGACAGCAACGUACCAUAAAGAUGAUGCAACAGCACCAACCAACAUUUUCAAGGGAGGAAUACCAUAUGGGAUAACGGCAGCAGCUCGGUUGCCAAAUGACUUGUUUGGAUUUUUUGUUGGAGAACAUUACUAUGUUUAUGACUUAACAACCGAAACAUUAUCAGGUCCAACAUGUGUAAAUCAAGCUUAAUACAUGUAUCUUUGGAUUGCUACCA
Molecule: messenger RNA, 1238 nt
Organism: Owenia fusiformis
Lineage: Eukaryota; Metazoa; Annelida; Polychaeta; Sabellida; Oweniidae
Source: the annotation of a GenBank genome assembly